Molecule: messenger RNA, 1860 nt
Organism: Porites lobata
Lineage: Eukaryota; Metazoa; Cnidaria; Anthozoa; Scleractinia; Poritidae
Source: the annotation of a GenBank genome assembly
AUGGCAAUUGCCGUCAACGGACAAAUUCCUGGACCUACUUUGAUUGUUCACGAGGGGCAAAUUGUUAUAGUUCAUGUUCACAACAAUCUUACCACUGAAGGUAUUUCCGUUCACUGGCAUGGGAUACACCAGAGAGAAUCACCUUAUAUGGAUGGCGUGGGGCAAGUAACUCAAUGUCAGAUAGGACCCUCAUCUAGCUUUUCAUACCAGUAUAAGGCUAGUCCUCCUGGGACGUUUUGGUACCACUCUCACAGUGGCACUCAAAGAACAGAUGGCUUAUUCGGUGGUCUUAUAGUUAAAGAAAAAAAAAAUAUCACUCGGAUUAUAAACCUUGAAGUUCAGGACCUUCCAGAUCAGCAUACCUUAACGCUUAUCGAAUGGCAAAAUCAGGCAUCCUUGGAUCUGUUCACACAGUUUAAAGCUGGUGGUUUUUAUGAAGACAAGCCGAUUGGCGAGGUACCAACUCCAAGUUACAACAAAUUGAGGCCCACAUCAAGUUUUGAUAACGGAUUCGCUGGCGCUAUCCCGUAUUUUUCUGGAAUCAUAAAUGGCAAAGGAAGGCAUGCUGAUGUUCCAUACAAUAAAACAAGACUGAGUAUAUUUACUGUUGAGCCCAGCAAGACAUAUCGCUUCAGGCUGAUUGGAGCCCAAGAAACGUACGCUUACAACUUCUCCAUUGAUGGUCAUAAACUGACUGUGGUGGCCACAGACGGCUAUUGGAUUAAUCCCAUAGAUAACGUUGACUACAUCAUUAUCCAAACCGGAGAGAGGUAUGACUUUCUACUAAAUGCAACAGAAAAAGUAAAAGACUACUGGAUACGUGCAGAGACGCUGGAGAUAAAUAAAACCGCGGGAGGGCCACCCUAUCCGACACUAAAUCAUGUGGCAGAGGCUAUUCUGCACUACAAAGAAGAAACAGACUCGGAAAAUCCGGAUGAUAAUGUACCGUCCACAGAAUAUGAAAGUAUAAAAAAUGAGUCUCCAGCCCGUCAGUGCUCCAAAGACAAUCAAUGCAUAGCGGUGAACUGUCCAUUUGAGAAAUUCCAUCGCUCCUAUAACAUUACCUGUUUUAACGUUCAAAACUUUAGUUUACUCGAGCCAACUCCAGACAACGAACUUCCAAAUGCAUACCCUGACGCGAGUUGCCGAAAUUGUACGCAUUUCAUCAACUUUAAUUUUGAGGGUGCCUCUACUACUAGUUCAGUGAAUGGGCGCAAUUUCAUCCUUCCCUCCUUUCCACCCCAAACGCAAAAUCAAGAUUUUCUCAACAACUCCAAAAUUUGUGACCCCAGUGCUGAUUGCAAUCCAUCGACAAUCGAUUGCUCGUGUGUCUACAUGAUUGACAUUCCAUAUAAUAAAACUGUUCAAUUCGUGUUGUCAAAUAUUGGCCGUAACAUCCAUUCUCAUCCAAUUCACCUUCAUGGCCAUUCAUUUCAUGUUGUUUAUGUUGGAUAUCCAGAGUAUAACCAAACCAAUGGUUUUGUCAAAGAGAACAACAAAGAUAUUUUCUGUGAUGAUGUUAAUUGCACAAAUGGUGGUUGCAACAAUAAGAGCUGUACCAGACCAAGGUGGGCGAGCGAGCCACCGCAGUUUUCUAUAAAUCGAAAUACGGUGAGGAAGGACACAGUUACAGUCCCUGCCGGAGGAUACGUUAUCAUCAAUUUCAUAUCCGAUAAUCCUGGCCAUUGGUUUCUUCACUGCCACAUAGAGGGGCACCAGCUUGAGGGAAUGGCACUGAUCGUUAAUGAAGCCUCAGAGGAGCAAAAAAAGUUAGAACCACCCCCAGAGAUUGAGAAAAUUAAGUGUGGAAACCUUGAGCUGAGCUACGAAAAACCGUACUCAUAUAGAAUGAACAACUAA